AUGGAUGUACCAACCGACGAUUGGCAUUCGGCUAGCAGAGAGCCAAGUUUGUCCAUUCUGAAUCCUGCACCAAAACGGUUGGCGGGACCUUCGCUGUUACACAAUCUGAUAUCUGCGGUAGCACGCCACGAUGAUGCCUCUGCAAUACAUCAUUACACGGGUGCACAAGGGGCUACUCAAUUGUCAUACGACAGUCUUCACCAAAAGUCAAACCUGCUUGCAGCUCGCAUAACUGCUGCAGCGGCCGGCGAUACACUAGCAACCAAGCAGCUCAUUGUUCCCGUCUUGCUACCGCAGAGCCCGGAGCUCUACAUUGCCUUGUUGGCUAUCCUGAAAGCCGGCGGAGCGUUCUGCCCUCUUAACCUGGACGCCCCAACAGAAAGAGUUCGAUUCAUCUUGGAGGAUGUAUCUGCUCGGGUUGUCAUAACAUCGCAGGCCCUUGCAAACAUCUUUUCAGAGGAGCAUAAUGAUGUCAAAGUCAUUGGGCUCGGUCCAGCUUGGGCCGACUCCUCUUUAGACAAUGGGUGUGACCACAGCGAUUCCUUAAUACAUAGAGCCGCUGUCCCCUCAGACCUGGCCUACGUUAUGUACACAUCCGGGUCCACUGGAACGCCCAAAGGUGUCGGCGUCUCGCACGCCGCCGCCACUCAGAGCCUUCUUGCCCAUGACGAACACAUUCCGCCUUUUCGCCGCUUUCUUCAAUUCGCAGCCCCAACCUUUGACGUGUCCGUCUUUGAGAUUUUCUUCCCGCUAUUCCGUGGAGUCACACUAGUCAGCUGCGACAGACGCCUUAUGCUCGACGAUCUACCUGCCGUCUUGCGCCAGAUGAAUGUAGAUGCAUGCGAGCUCACACCGACGGUUGCAGGGAGUUUGCUGAGAAAGAGGGAGAACGCGCCUGGUCUCAAACUUCUUCUCACAAUUGGUGAGAUGUUGACCGGCCCCGUGGUGCAGGAGUUUGGGGGGAGCGGAGAGGGACAACAGGAUAGCAUUCUUUGGGCCAUGUAUGGACCAACAGAGGCGAGCAUACACUGCACUCUUCAACCAGCAGUCAAGUCUGAUAUGUCCGUGAACUGCAUCGGCUUUCCGCUUUCGGCGGUUUCAGCCUUUAUUGUUGCCAUACCAUCAGAAGAUAGCGGGACCAACCAGCUUCCUAAUGGUACCGCCAAAGACCCGACUAUUCUUCCAGUGGGUGAGAUUGGCGAGCUAGUUGUAGGCGGGUAUCAGCUGGCUGAAGGCUACCUCAACCGCCCCGAGCAGACUGCGUCUGCCUUCAUCGACUCGAAAACAUAUGGGAGACUCUACCGUACUGGCGACAAAGCCCGCCUUCGCGCCGAUGGACUUCUUGAAUGCCUCGGUCGCAUCUCGGAUGGCCAGGUCAAGUUGCGCGGUCAGCGAAUGGAGCUUGGCGAAGUCGAGGCUGCCAUCCUCCGCGUUGAAGGCUGUCAUGGCGCAGUUGCGGCCGUCGUCAAUGGCAGCAUUCUCGUCGCAUUCUGCCAUGUUGAUCUGGUUGAUGGGGAAGACCGUACUUCCAUCGAAUCAGAAAUCAUCAAAGCAUGCGAGACUUGGCUUCCCAAGUUCAUGGUCCCCAACGAAGUCUUGGUGCUGGAAAAAUUUCUCCGGCUUCCCUCGGGCAAGGUAGACCGCAAGGGCAUGGUGGCCGCUUACGAACGACAAAGGAAGCAAGCACAAGCUGUUGCGACUACCCCUCAGUACCAAAGCCCUACCGAGCAAAGGCUUUGCCAACUAGCUGAAGAAAGUCUUGGAGUUGCUGUCGAGCCUUCCCUUGGUCUGGCUUCGGCUGGUUUGGACUCCCUGGUUGCUAUAAAGCUCGCAUCAAAGAUCAGAGAGGCAGGUUUCCACGUCGACACUCUUGAUGUACUGCAGUCAAGAUCAAUCAGGCACUUGUCGCAACUCGUCGUGGAGCUCCCAGGCAACAGGCAAGAAAUAGCAGCUUCUGAAAGUUGGUCCACCGAGAGCCAGAUCGACAUAUCUCGCCCAAUACCAGAAAUCCCCUGGCUCGUCCAGCACGAAGCUAACCAAAUUCAACAAGUCAUUUGCUGCACGCCUAUACAGGAGUCCAUGCUUGCAGAGACAGCACGGAAUCCUGAUUCCUACUGCAACUGGGUCGAAUUGGACAUCUCUGGACAGCGCAGCACCCAAGAUCUCGUGAAAGCUGUUCAAAGGCUGGCGCAAGCCAAUGAGAUACUCCGAACGGGAUUUGCCCAAUCCGCAAAGGGCCGGUUCUUGCAGAUUAUAUGGCAAAAUCUUGAGUGUUCCAAUGAAGGCGCGGAUGAGGCGACACUUACAAUACCCUCUGGAGAAGAUUUGCCAUCCUCCGUUGUUUACACAAUACGGCAGCAAGACAGUUCCCUCCGGCUUACCAUCAAAUUACAUCAUGCUUUAUAUGAUGGGUGGUCUAUGGAUAUAUUUAUCCGCGAUCUCAACCUUGCUCUUCAAGGGAACGAGCUGCAACCCCCUCGUCAAUUCAGCUCCGUUGUCAAAUACUACAACUCGCCCGCUUACAACAUCGCCAAAGAUAAUGCCAGGCAAUUUUGGGCAGGGCACCUCUUGGGAUAUCAGCCGACUGCAUUCCCUGUUCUCGUUACAUCUCGACGUUCUGGGCUAUCCAGGACGAAAUCAGACACUUUCACGAUAGAUGUCGACCCCGAUCGGCUCAAGAAUCUGGCUAGAGACCUUGAAAUAGGCAGUCAGAUCAUGUUUGAAGCCUGCAUAAUCUGGGUUUGGAGCCUCAUCAUCGGUAGCAGCGAUGUAGUGAUAGGAACAGUGACCUCGGGCCGCACUCUGCCAGUUUCCGGGGUCGAAGACAUCAUGGGCCCCUGUUUGGCUUCAGUCCCGACAAGGACGAAACUGUCUGAUGUUCGCACGGUCAAAGAGCUCUUGGGAUAUCUCCAAGCCACCAACCGCGCAAUGCUCCCUCACUCAGUCUUGCCGCUUGCCGAAAUCAGAAAGGCUGCGGGCUUGUUGCCGUCUCAAUCUCUGUACGAUUUACUCUUUGUUUACCAAGAGUCACUUGUCAGCACGUCGCACGAUAGUGCGACUUCAUGCGUCAGGCAGGUCGCACAUCAAGAUUAUUUAGAGACAAAGCUACUCUUUGAGGUUGAGCCUCGGUCUUCUGACUUUUUGCUCCGGGUCACCUAUCACACGAAUGCAGUUCAGGAUGAAUACAUAUCUGUUUUUGCGGAACAAGUUCGGUGCUUGGUCCACUUCGUGGUCGAGAACUCGGACGCAUCGUUGACAUGCUUUCGCGAUGCUGUACCUCCUGGAAUGACCUCAAGGCACAACAUCAGCCCGUCAUCAUACCAAGGAUGUGCUGACCUAGCUCGCAUGGUUGAGGAGACGGCAAUCAAGUCGCCCGAAAUGCCUGCGGUAUGCUUUGCCGACGUUGUUUCGGCCGCUGGUGAUACUCAGGCCCAUACAGCGACCUAUCAAGAGCUAAACAGCCAAGCAAACAGGAUUGCACAUCUUCUUCGUGGCUCAAAUGUUAUGCCCGGAAUGACGGUGGCAAUAAUCAUGGAGAAGUCUAUCUCGCUAUAUGCAGGCAUACUGGCCAUACUCAAGGCGGGGUGUGCAUACCUGCCACUUCUCCCGUCUACCCCUUUGCAACGCAUUGAAACCAUUUUGGGUCACUCAGAAGCAGCUGCCUGUCUCUGUGAUGCAUCUUCGAUCCACAGCUUGAGAGGCAUACACACGACAUGUCAAUUAUUCGACAUAUCCAAGGAAGAAGACCUGGUGCAAUUCCAGAGCUCAAACCUCGAUGUCACCCCUGACGCCUCUCGUGUGGCGAAUAUAAUUUACACUUCGGGAAGUACGGGCGUACCAAAGGGUGUCUGCGUAACCCAGCUCAACAUCAUGAGCAACCUUGAUGUUCUGUCGAGGUUAUACCCCCUGAGCGAGGGGAAUGACAAGCCCGGAAGACUAUUACAGUCUUGCUCCCAGGCGUUCGACGUCUCGGUGUUUGAGAUCUUUUAUGCAUGGAAGAUGGGGAUGUGCUUGUGCUCUGCGGUAAACGACACGCUCUUUGCCGACCUUGAGAAUGCGAUCCGGGAGCUCCGAGUCACACAUCUCAGCAUGACACCCACGGUUGCGGCUCUUGUCGACCCCAAAAAUAUCCCCGGAGUGGAGUUUUUGGUCACUUCAGGUGAGCCCAUGACGGAAGCUGUGGCUUGCAAGUGGGCUGGCAUUCUCUACCAAGGCUAUGGCCCAUCCGAGACAACAAACAUCUGCACUGUCAAGAAGAUGAAAGCUGGCGACAUUAUUCAGCAUCUCGGAUUUGCCUUUGAGAACACAUCAUCAUUCGUCGUGCGUAACGACAAUCGCAAGGGAAUUGACCUGGUCCCCCUCGGCUCUGUCGGCGAGCUGUGCUUUGGCGGCGAUCAAGUUGUACAAGGCUAUCUGGGGAUGCCGGAGUUGACCAGGGAGAAGUUUGUCGACCACCCCGAUUAUGGGCGGCUAUACAGGUCCGGAGACCUGGGUCGUAUGCUGCCCGAUGGCUCCCUGUUGAUCAGUGGGCGUGUUGACGACCAGAUCAAGCUCCGUGGGCAAAGAAUUGAACUCAAAGAAAUCGAUUCUGUGGCGCGAGAGUCUGAAGCCGUCGAUGCUGCCGUCACAAUUGUCAUUUCGCGCGGUACAGAAAAGACCGAUCAGCUGGCCAUGUUUUACGUACCUUCAUCGAGUCGGGAGGCAGCAAAACACUCGGUCUCAUACCACGUCCUUGACGAUGCCGAGACCACACAGCCUCCCGCCGAUAAUCGAGCACUUUUCCAUCUUUUGAGCUCUCGGUUACCCACAUACAUGGUUCCAAACUACCUAAUCCCCAUCUCUGUGAUACCGACAACCCCUUCUGGCAAAGUUGACAAGGCAAAACUGCGUGACACCCUUGCACGGCUGGACCAGGACAGCCUAGGCCGACUAAGUGCUGUUGGUGAUACAACAGAGGGAGCAGAGGAGCAGUGGUCGGAGCUUGAAACAGCCAUCUCCCGAAUCCUUGCCACUAUUCUUCAAAUCGAGCAGACAGCGGUUCGCCGUUGGACACCGUUUCCAAGCCUGGGCCUGGACUCCAUCUCGGCGAUAUCAGUGGCCAAACAGUUGCGAGAACUCGUGGGUGUCCCGGUGCCCGUCUCGCAGGUCCUCAAAAGCUCAUGUGUCGCCCGGCUUGGGCAGAUCCUGGAAGCCUCCCCCGCACAGUCAGCUUCGACCAGGACUGAAAGCGAGACCCAUUUCUUUGACAAAGAAGUACUUUCAGAGAUUGAGCAAAACUUCAAGGCUCAUCAAGCCAGCGCUGCUGGUCAACAUACCGAAAUAGAUGCCAUCCUCCCAUGUACAUCUCUCCAAGAGGGUAUGCUUGCAGCCUCACAGACCACAGCUGCCAAUGUGGGGGCGUCUUAUGUGAACCAAAUGGUAUUCAAGCUAGCUGCAGACCCAGAGACGAUGCGGUCUGCUUGGGAAACCAUGGUAGAGAGGCAUUCUAUCCUGCGGACCUGCUUCCUUACCACGAGCUCCUCGAGAUAUGCAAUGGCGCAAGUUGCCCUCAAAAGCUGGAAGCCUCAGUGGUACGUGUUCAACGAUGGGGAAAGCCUCCAAGAUUGUCUCAAAGCUAUGGCAGGUGGUCUUGUGCCGCCCCUUGACUCCUUUGAACCACCAGUGUCGCUUGGCCUAGGUCGUCAUGACGGGACCAACACUUUGAUCUUCACCUGUCACCACGCACUUUAUGAUGGAACCGCCAUGACGACGCUCCUUUCUGAGGUUGAACAUUUCAUCCAAGCUGGAUCUUUGUCACCGCCACCAGCUUCUUAUGAGCCCUUCUUGCGGGAAAUUCUAUCUCUUCCGGACUCAACAGACGACUUUUGGAAACAUCAGUUCUCAAACUUCACUCCCAAGGCAUUGCCCGCCAGCGUCAAGAGCAUAGAGCGUCCCGGGGCUGCAUCACACGUGAUGGAAGUCUCGUUGGAAACGGCAAACAAUAGAGUCAAGGAGCUCGGGUUUUCACUUUUAGCCCUUUGUCAAGCAUCAUGGGCAACGGCUCUCAGCAUCAUUUUGCACGACCCAGAUGUUUGCUUUGGAAACGUCAUCAGCGGCAGAUCCGUACCAAUCGACGGCGUAGAAAACCUCGUCGCUCCGUGCUUCAACACGAUCCCCGUCAGGGCAGAACUUUCUGGCCUGAAGCGGAAUACCGACCUAAUAAAGCUUCUUCAGGAUUCUGGCGUUGAGGCCCUGCAAUACCAAUUCACUCCUCUACGCCGGAUCCAGUCACUCAAUUCUUCUUCCUCCAUCGGUGCGGCUCGCUUGUUUGAUAGCAUAAUGCUUCUGCAACAACCUUCCCGGCCACUAAACAGGGAGAUCUGGUCGCUCGAGCACGACGAGGGUAGCAUGGACGUGCCUUUGGUGUGCGAAGCCAUUCCUGAGCCGCAGGAGAACAGACUUGUUUUGAAGAUGCACUAUGACGGUGUCGCCGCAUCGUCGCCGAUGGCCUCUUUUCUUGCGCAGUUGUUCUCGCAUAUAUUCAGCGAGGCUCUGUCCUAUCCUUCAGCAGCUCCUCUGACGCAGAAAACACUCCCCAAUGACUUGAAACAACAACUCGAGGCUUUGGAGUUGGAACGUUCGACUCCAAUCUCUGCUUCCAACAACAGCGAUUUCAGUCAGUCGCCCAUGGCAGCCAAUAAUGCAGAGAUUUCCAAGACGGAAUCGUCCAUUCGCUCCGUACUCGCGAAAUUUGCGACAGUGCCCGAUUCGGCAAUUCGGCCAAACACAACCAUCUUCCAGCUUGGACUAGACAGCAUCAGCGCUGUCCAGAUUGCCUCGGCUUUACGGCAAGAGAAUUUCCACGUCUCGUCGAUAGACGUGAUGGAGCAUCCCACAUACUCGGCGCUGGCUCGAUUCCUCAACGAGAACAAGACCGGAGGAGAUUCUCGUAGCACGCAGGCUUCGUAUGAUCUCGAAGGCUUCCAGACUGAGUGUUUUGCAAAAUACAUCACAAACAACAUCCAGAACUGCGAUGCGGUCGAGGCAGUUCUCCCAUGUACGCUUUUGCAGCAAGCUAUGCUGAGCGAGUUCAUCAACUCUGACGGCAGCAACUAUCUCAACUUUCUGCAUCUCCGUCUUGCCAACAAAACUGUGUCUGCAGAAGAUGUGUUGAAAGCAUGGAAGAAUUGCUCGGGCAGUUUCGAGAUGCUGAGGACAGGCUUCAUUCCAGUAGAGCACAAGGAUGCUUCAUUUGCUAUGAUCAGAUACCGCGAAUGGGCUGGCAAAGUGACUAGCAUCCCCAAAGAAGCUGUUGCAGAGUUCAUCGUCGAAAGAUGGCGCUCAGAGGUGAAAAGCACGGUCUACAACAACCUAGACCAGCCGCCAUGGGGAGCAGUGGUUCUGGAGGGAGAGGCUGGCGUAGACGUCCACCUUGCCCUUCACCACGUCCUCUACGACGCGCAAUCUCUCAAGACUAUCCUGGACUCGGUGGCUUUAGCCGCUGCCGAGAAAGAGCCAACGGCUCGGGGUGGAAGCGUCGAUGUUGCAGUCCAGGAAAUCAUUUCCCAGUCUAGAGUCGGCCGGGAUGAUGCACAAAGUUACUGGCGCAGCUUGGCCUCCGAGACGGUGAUCAAUCGAUUUCCAGUCAUGACGCCCCUGCGCGUGGAGGAACGAUCCAUCUGCGUCGAGUCGCAGUUGAGCAACACAAAACUCUCUCUUUUGGAACGCUCACUCAGGAAAGAAGGCAUCACCAUGCAGGCUGCGAUAUUAGCAGCCUGGAGCAGGAUUCUCGGCUCCUAUCUGGGAGAGUCUUGCGUGGCUUUUGGAACUGUUCUUUCUGGUCGUAAUUCUGGCGCUACCAGAUCGGCUCCUUUUCCAUGCAUCACUACCCUGCCAGUUAUUGCAGAAAACAAGAGCACCAACAGAAGUCUGCUUGAGCACAUGAUGGACCGAACCAAGAACCUUCAUCGUCAUCAGCACACGCCAAUGACGCAGAUUCAGAACUGGCUGGGACUGCCGGAUACAAGACUGUUUGAUACACUUGUGGUCUAUCAAAAGCUACAAGACGAUGCAGGACAAGAAAUAUCAAACACCUGGGAGGUCGUUGAGGACAAGGCUACGGUCGAUUAUCCGCUCUCGUUGGAGGUUGAACCCCGAGGUCAGCACCUGCACUACCAGUUGACAUUUUUCAACGAUGUCUUACCCCAGCAGCAAUGUUCGUUGCUUGUCAGGCAGUUUGACGCCGUCCUGACACAUCUGGCCCUUGACCCCGAGGGCUGCGAGGAUGAUUUGUGGACCCAAAGCCCGUCAUUGUUUUCCAUUACGCCAGCCGCCGAGCCGGAGCUGCCCUCAAAGGUCAGAUUCCUCCAUCAGUUCGUGGAGGAAGCGGCCCAACGGUACUCCCAAAAGAUAGCACUGGAAUUUGUGUCGGCGCUUGACGGCUGCGAUGCUGUGUCGCGGACAUGGAGCUUUGCAGAACUGGAUCAGAACGGUAACCGUGUCGCGCACAUUCUUGCUCCGUAUACCAAAGUCGGUGAUAUUGUUGCUAUACUGUUUGACAAGUGCCCCGAGGCAUACUUUGCGAUACUGGGGAUACUCAAAUCCGGCUGUUCCUUUGUCGCACUGGAUCCUGCGGCUCCUGCGGCGAGGAGACAGUUCAUCAUUGAGGACUCUGGAGCCUCAGCUCUCGUGACGGAUGUGAACCGGGCUUCAAAUCUUGACAUGGACGUCUCGGUUCCUGUCGUAGGGCUGGAUGAUGAGUUCAUUCUUUCGGCGCCAUCAACUCCUUUGGCAGACCGCCAAGCCGAGCUGAGUCCUGAAGACAGGAGCUACUGUCUCUACACAUCUGGCACCACCGGAACACCAAAGGGAUGCGAGAUUACGCAUGAGAAUGCCGUCCAGGCUAUGCUCUCUUUCCAAGACUUGUUCUCUGGCCACUGGGACGAAGACUCCAAGUGGCUGCAGUUUGCGGCCUUCCAUUUUGACGUCUCUGUUCUGGAACAGUAUUGGAGCUGGAGUGUGGGCAUCGCGCUCGUGGCUGCACCCAAGGAUCUGAUCCUGGAGGAUCUGAUCGCCACCAUCUCGACUCUGCAAAUCACGCACAUAGAUCUGACGCCGAGUCUGGCUCGCCUGGUCCACCCCGACGAUGUUCCAUCGCUUUGCAAGGGUGUCUUUAUCACGGGCGGCGAGCAGCUGAAGCAAGAGAUCCUCGACGCCUGGGGCGACCAGGGCGUUAUUUACAACGCAUAUGGCCCUACCGAGGCAACCAUAGGCGUCACCAUGUACCAACGCGUGCCCCGCGCUGGCAGAUCGUCCAAUAUCGGCAAGCAGUUCCCCAAUGUGGGAUCCUACGUCUUCAAGCCUGGCACCGAGAUUCCCACACUGAGAGGAGGCGUUGGUGAGCUUUGCGUGUCGGGGAAGCUAGUUGGGAAAGGGUAUCUGAACCGCAAAGACCUCACAACGGAGAGGUUCCCGACGCUUGGAAAUUUCGGCGAGAGGGUCUACAGGACGGGCGACCUCGUCAGGAUCCUCCACGAUGGCUGCUUCGACUUUCUCGGGCGUGCGGACGACCAGGUGAAGCUUCGUGGACAACGUCUUGAGAUUGGCGAGAUCAACCAUGCGAUCAAGAGCGGCAUAUCACAGGUCCAGGACGUGGCCACGCUGGUUAUCCGCGACGAGGGCAAGCAGAAGGACUUUUUGGUGUCUUUUGUCGUGGUGGAUGACGAGAUGGAAAGCCCCGGAGGGCAGGAUCAAACUCUGCAGGCCAUCUUUUCGCCCGACGCUGCGGGUCUAGCCCGUGACGUGCAGGACGCCUGCCGAGCAAAGCUCCCCGGGUACAUGGUGCCCACCUACAUCCUGAAGCUUCCCUUCAUGCCGCUCUCGUCCAACAACAAGGCAGAGGUGAAGCUCCUGAGGGCUCUGUUUUCUCGCUUGACCCAGGACCAGCUCGUGGCGGCGUCUUCAGCCGGUGCCCGUGCCGCCGCCGAUUUGAACGGUGACAUUGCGCGGAUUCUAAUCGGCACGCUUCGGAACAUGCAGGUGCUCGCUCCGGGGCAGCAGGAGCCCACAGCCGACAUCAGCAUCUUUGAAAUCGGCAUCGAUUCCAUCUCGGUCCUGCGCUUGUCCAGGGCCCUGAAGCGCGGCGGCCUAGCCCAGGCCUCUCCCGCCCUGAUCUUGAAGAACCCGGUCCUGGGCGACCUUGCCCGGGCUCUCCAGUCAGAGGUGACUGCCAACGACGCCGGUGCUGUGCUCGAGGCCAGACAGCUCGUCGAGGCCUGUCAGCACCUCCAUCGGUCGCGCGCCUGCCGGGCCCUGGGCGUUUCCUCGGAGCAGAUCGAGUACAUCGCACCCUGCUCGGCGCUGCAGCACGGCAUGGCCAUGCGGUGCAAGGCAGAAGAGCACAGAAGCACGUACUUUAACGUUUUUACUUUUGAGCUCCGGCCGGACGUCGACAUUGCACGCCUCAAGUCGUCGUGGCAGAUUAUCGUCGACUCGUUUGCCAUUCUGAGGAGCAAGUUCCUCGUCUCUUCUGAAGGCUUUGUUCAAGUGGCUUUGAAAGAGAUGCAGCUCCCCUGGGCUGAGCUUGAAACAACCGCCGACGAACUGGAGAGUCGGUUUCUUGGGGUUUAUGAGCAGUGGGUUGAGCGAAACUCGCAAGAAAUCACGUCGCCGCUCGAGUUACUUGUCGUCAAGACCGAGCGGAGGAAUCUUCUCAGGCUGCAUAUAUUCCAUGGGCUCUACGACGCCAACAGUCUCGGCAUGAUGAUCGCCAAAGUCGCGGCCCUUUAUCUCGGCACAGAGGAGAUCGAGUCUCGCACCACCUUUAUCGAUGCCCUCAUACACGGUCCUUUGCGGAACUUCAACCACACCAAGAGCUUCUGGGAACAUCACCUGAGCGGCGUCUCGCUGCAGAGUCUUCCUCGACUCUCCGAGCGACCUAAUUGUCAUGACAUGGCGCUUGCUCGAACUCUCAGCUUUGCUUCUCUGGAGCCCGUCCGCCAAAAGCUCAACGUCACGCAUUCUGCAGUCAUCCAGGCCCUCUGGCUCUCGGUACUGCAACCUCGGUACGCUGAACCGGCGACCCUGGGCGUCAUCGUGUUCGGCCGUGCCAUCGACGUCGAGAACGCCGAGCAUGUGGUCGGUCCCUUGUUCAACACUCUGCCCUUCCACUCGGGCAAUUCUAUCAGCCGGGGCGAGACAUGGGCGUCGCUCGUGCGGACCUGCCACUUGUUCAACACGGCCACGCUCCCCUUCCAGCACGUUCCGCUCCGGGAUAUCCAGAAGUGGUGCUCGGGGGGCAGGCCGCUUUUCGAUACUCUUUUCUCCUGCCAGAGAGAGCCCUUGUCUUCCGUCGCUGCGGCCGAGCAGCUCUGGACCGAGGUGUCAGCAUCCCCGGCCCUGAUCAGCUCGGACUACCCUCUUGCGUUCGAAGCCACCCUUGCCCGAGAUGACCGUCUCGAGCUCCUCUUGGUGGCACAAAAGGGCUUUGCCGAUGAGCAUGUCCUGUCGGUCAUGCUAGACGAAUUCGAACAAUCCAUGGCCACGAUGGCCGGGAACAUGGAUGCUGUGGUUGGUUCGCUUGACGGUGGUCUUGCUCCUGAAAGACCCAGGCCUGAGAUCGGGGAUGGACAGGCCGCUUUCAGCCAGGUUGAGCUCGGAAAGCCGAGCUUUGAGUGGUCCGACGACGCGUCCCUGAUCAGAAAUGAGAUUGCGGCACUGGCAGGCGUCUCGCCCGAAGACGUAAACGAAUCAACCAGCCUGCUGGAGCUGGGCCUCGAUAGCAUAGACACCAUCAAGCUCUCGGCGCGGCUCAAGAAGAAUGGAAUCGCUCUUAGCAACAGCCAACUCGUCAAGGGUCAAACGAUUGCGCGGUUCAUGGAGAGUCUCGACCAGGUCGACAAGGCAAGCAAGGCAAACACGAGCAGCGGCACCGGCGACGACGCAGCUUCCAAAGUUUCAAGCAUAGCAGAACAGCUGAGGAAGCACGUCGCCGCAUCCCACAUCCAGAAUUUGCACUUGGAUCAAGUCCAGGCCGUGCUACCGCCAACCCCGCUGCAGGAUGCCAUGGCUGCUGACAUGUUCCAAUCAGGCAUGCGGCGCUACUUCAAUCAUGACAUCCUGGAGCUCCCUUCAGACGUGGACAUGGAAAGACUCGCAUCGGCAUGGCAAUCCGUUGUCGAUCAUUCUCCCAUACUUCGCACCACGUUCAUCGAGGUGCAGAGUCCCCAGUUCGACUUUGCAUACUGCCAGGUUGUGCUCAGGAAAAUGCGGCUGAGCUGGACCCAGCGCGAGGUGACUUGCCAGGGGCAGUUUCAAGACGUUAUCGAAAGCAUCCGCCGCCACACCGAAGAGACUGGAGGUGCAGAUGGCCUGUUCAAAGUGACACUCGUCUGCCUUGGACCGCAGAAAUUUAUCAUCCUGUCUAUCGCCCACGCUCUUUACGAUGGCUGGUCACUUGGGCUACUUUUGCAGGAUGUUCAGGACGCAUACAACGGUCACUACUCGCCGCCGCGGCCCGACUAUAUCGACUAUCUUGGACACAUUCUCGAAUCCGCCACGGAAGAGUCCAAGGAUUUUUGGAUCGACACCCUCACCGGGGCCUGUGCGACAAACAUUCAGCCUCGAAAGCUGCAGCUGGGAAGCAGAAGGGCCAGCAGCGACAGUCCCAAGCCGAGGGAAACGCGUGUCCACCGCGCCGAGUUGAAAUCCGCCAAGCCCGCGGCGGAGCUCUCGGCCUUCUGCAGACGCCGCGCCGUCAGCCCACAGGUUGUCGGGCAGGUAUGCUGGGCCGCGGUCUUGAGCCGGCGAGUCCAGUCGCUCGAUGUAACAUUCGGCUGUGUCCUGUCCGGCCGCGAGACGGAGUCCGCCGAGAGCUUGAUGUUCCCCACCAUGAACACGGUGGCCGUGCGCGCCGUCCUGCACGGCACCAUCGGGUCGCUUCUCCGAUACUUCCAGGAGACCAUGGCCGGGGUGCUUCAGUAUCAGCAUUUCCCGCUACGCAAGGCACAGCGUCUGGGCGGGGGUCGAAACCCAGACGGUCUGUUCAACACACUCUUUGUCAUGCAAAAGCAGCGGCGGCGCGACUCUGCUACCGAGCCUGCCGGCCCGCUCAUGACCUCGGUCGACGGCACUUCGGCAGUUGAGUACCCAGUCUGCAUCGAGAUGGAGAUUGUGUACGACGCGGUCGUCUGGCGGACAGCCUGCAGCGAUGACUUUCUCGGGAAACAAGAUACGGAGCAGUUGUUGCGCGAGCUGGAUCAGGUGCUAGCUUUCCUCACCGAGUCCUCGCCCGAUCUUUCAGUCUUCCGGUCGACAACAUCACGCCCCGGGGUCACCGGCAGUGAUAUCCUGGUGUGCGGCCUCGAUCCCUUCAGGCUCAAGGCUCAAAACACGCCGUCUUCCAUCACCGCCAUGUCUUCACAGACCGACGCCUCGACCCUUAUCGAUGCGGAUUCAGACGAGGACGAGUGGACGGACGUCGAACAAAAGCUCAGGACGACACUGGCCGAGGUGAGUGGUCUGCCGCAGGGUGCUGUCAAAAGGUCGUACAAUCUCUACAACAUCGGCCUCGACUCCAUCAGCGCCAUCAAGGUCUCCUCCCUGCUGCGAAAGGCAGGAAUCCAGAUACGCGUCAAGGAUCUGCUCCGAGCUGAAAGCCUGGUUGAGAUGGCCAAGAUGACUAGCAGCUUGGAGCAGGCCGCUCCCGAGUUGCCCAAUAAGGCCGUAACCACAUCUGCCCGCGCAGAGCUCGGUGUCUACUACGAAUCAUUGACUCUUGAGGCCGGUUUAGCCAAGGAAAACGUACAGCAGAUCAUUCCUGCUACUGCUAUGCAGGUUCACAUGAUCUCCCUAUGGCAAAAGACGGACGGAGCUGUCUUCUUCCCCGAGUUCCAAUACCGGCUACCUGCCAAAUAUAACGACUUGGCACUCGGGGUACUUCAACAGCAGUGGAGUGCCAUGGUCUGCAACUUGGCCAUCCUCAGGACCGUCUUCCUCGCCACAAAUGACAGGGAUUGUCCGUUUGUUCAAGUGGUCUUGCUUCCAAACACCUCCUACCAACAGCAGACAUCAUCCUUCGACAACAACUCGGGCCAGAUCCAAAGCGGCGUACUCUCGCUCCCAAUGGCGUACUUUGCCGCUAAAAGGGAAUCAGAGGGCAGUGCAGCCAGUCCCUGGAUAGUCACUAUGAAGCUCCACCACUCUCUCUACGACGCCUUCAGCCUGCAAAACAUAGUCCAUCGCUUUGGAGACUUGCUCGCGGGACAGAACUCGAACACUCUCUCGUCCGCCCUUGAUUAUGCCGACAACUGGAGGGCCAGAAUUACGUUAGAGGCCUCCCAAGAGCUCAGGAACAGCCGCAAAAGGUUCUGGGUUGACUAUCUCCAGGGGGCAACCCCGACACCCUUUGCCGGUAUUCCCGCCGGUCUCGCACGCCAGACCGUCGUUGAUGCGAAAGCACGAGUCUCAAAAUUCUUGCCUGGCGCAGUCUCGACUAUUUCAGAUAUCCAGUCGGCCUGUGCACACCGAGGCGUGAGCUUCCAAGCACUCUUCAUAGCAGCCACCGCCGGUAUAAUAUCCGCACCGGUCUCCGCGGACGUUGCUCCGACCGGCGACGUCGUUCUGGGCAUCUACCUCGGCAACAGAGACGACCAAGACAGCCGUCAACUCCCGUACCAUCCCACGCUGAGCCUAGUGCCGCUGCGAGUCCGCCGCGUGUCCGGCGCCACCCUGUUCGACGUGGCCGCCGAGGUGCAGCGGGACCUGCACAACAUAUCCGACGCGGGCAACGCCGCCGUCGGCCUCUGGGAGAUCCAAGACUGGACCGGGGUGCAGGUCGACUGCUUUGUCAACUUUCUCGGCUCGACUGUGCUUGACGACCAGCGCGACGAUCGAUCAGAGGUCCCAGAGCCGGUGCCAGGAGAUGGUAGCGCCCUCGCGGCUGUCGCGAGGUCUGAUGUGCACCCUCGAAACUACCACUGGCUAGGGGAAAAUACAGUCAUGGACGCAUUCAAGGAUGCCGUCGAUAUUGAGGCUGCUUUUGACGACAAGGACGGCCUGGACAUUGGUGUCUUUGGGCCUGGAGGCAUUCUGAGAAAUGAACAAGGGGCCGCGCACGUCAUCUCGCGCCUUGUAGAAAUUAUGAAUGCCCUGGGCAGGAAUGACUGA
Molecule: messenger RNA, 15144 nt
Organism: Pyricularia pennisetigena
Lineage: Eukaryota; Fungi; Ascomycota; Sordariomycetes; Magnaporthales; Pyriculariaceae
Exons: 3
Coding region: 1-15144 (5047 amino acids)
Biological process (GO): secondary metabolite biosynthetic process; amino acid activation for nonribosomal peptide biosynthetic process
Cellular component (GO): cytoplasm
Molecular function (GO): phosphopantetheine binding; catalytic activity
Source: RefSeq, a predicted model, not a curated record